This is a messenger RNA of Lethenteron reissneri (Far Eastern brook lamprey), 3207 nucleotides long. RefSeq names its product acyl-CoA desaturase-like. Lineage: Eukaryota; Metazoa; Chordata; Hyperoartia; Petromyzontiformes; Petromyzontidae. Gene Ontology annotation, cellular component: endoplasmic reticulum membrane. The record is from RefSeq and is a predicted model, not a curated record. Gene Ontology annotation, molecular function: stearoyl-CoA 9-desaturase activity; iron ion binding. Gene Ontology annotation, biological process: unsaturated fatty acid biosynthetic process.
AAGCAGCAGCAGCAAAAGCGGACGGCUUACCACCUCCGUUCAACACUCUUCUCUUCCCCUCUUUAUUUUUUUUUAAACUUCUCUCUCGCUCACAUCUUUCACUCUUGCCCCCUCCCCCCCACACACACUUUCCACCUCUUCCUCGCUCUUAUUCUUCUUCUUUCACUCUCAUCGCCCACUCCACCGUCGAGUAACGGGGCAACUAGAAAUAAAUUUGGCUUCAAAUAAGAGCACGGUAGAGGAGGAAAUUUUUAAUUGCAAGAGGGAAAAAAAUCGUUGAGUAAAUUGUUUAUUUUAUUGUAAACAUAGAGGAUUAACAUUUUAAAAAAUCGUUAAAAAUCUUACUAAAGCAACGAACAGCAAAGCAAACUAGAAUAAUAAUUUAUAAAUACUGUAUUAACAGUACAGUACCUUAAGCCUAGUUUCAAAACGGGUUGCGGCCACCAUUAGCUGCGCAACAAUUCUAGCCAGAAUAAAUAUCGUCAUCAAACGCUGCUGCCUUCCCACAACCAGCCACGACCACCACAAUCCCCGUCUUCCCCCCACCACCCCGCCCACUGCUGGUCCAGUGCUUCUGAGUCGAGAGCGGGGCAGAGAAAUCAGCUGCAGUCGACCAAGUCAAAAGAGACCAGAAGAAUAAGCAGCACAAUGGGUCUCAGGGAGCGCAAAUCACCCUCGGAGACGGCUCUCGAAUGCCAACAGGCGGUGGACAAGAGCGGACCGGAGUAUGUGGACAUCCUGGAGAUUCCAGACCAGGAGGUCAACAAGAAGACAUCUGCCAGCGAGACCAGCAGCAGCAACGGCGGUCCUCCUCCCUCCAUCACCAGCAACGGCGCCGAUUCCUCCGUCUCCAAGGCGACGGAGGACGAUGACCUGAACAGCAGCAGCAGCGUCUCCUCUGAAUCGGCUCCACGCCGAGUCGUGUGGAGGAACGUGAUUCUCAUGAGCCUCCUGCACCUGGGAGCUCUCUACGGACUGCUGCUGCUGCCCGUAGCUCACCCAAUCACCUGGGCCUGGACGUGGUUCUGCUUCACGGUGAGCGCACUGGGCAUCACUGCGGGCGCGCACCGCCUCUGGAGCCACCGCUCCUACAAGGCCUCCUUGCCGCUGCGGGCUCUGCUCGCCGUCGCCAACUCCAUGGCCUUCCAGAACGACAUCUUCGAGUGGUCACGUGACCACCGCGUGCACCACAAGUUCUCGGAGACCCACGCCGACCCGCACAACGCCAAGCGCGGCUUCUUCUUUUCCCACGUGGGCUGGCUCCUCCUGCGCAAGCACCCCGAAGUCAUCACCAAGGGCAGCCUCGACCUCUCGGACCUGGAGAAAGACCCCAUUGUGCAGUUCCAGCGCAAGUACUACAAGCCCUCCGUUGUGAUCAUGUGCUUCAUCGUGCCCACGUUGGUGCCCUGGUACUUCUGGGGAGAGACCAUUCACACCGCCUUCUACCUGGCGGGGCUGCUGCGGUACACGCUGGCGCUCAACGCCACGUGGCUGGUCAACUCGGCGGCGCACAUGUACGGCAUGCGGCCCUACGACAAGACCAUCAACCCGCGGGAGAAUCGCUUCGUCACCAUCAGCGCCAUCGGCGAGGGAUUCCACAACUACCACCACACGUUCCCGUACGACUACGCGACCAGCGAGUACGGCUGGCGGCUCAACCUCACCACGAUGUUCAUCGACUUCAUGUGCUGGGUGGGACUGGCGAGCGAGCCCAAGAAGGUGUCGCGGGAAAUGGUGAUGGCGCGCAAGAUGCGCACCGGCGACGGCAGCGGGCGCAGUGGCUAGCCGAGGGGCCCGCCGCACGUGGAGCCGCACGACGCGUCCGAGGUGGGGGGGGGGGGGGGGUCGUGGGGGGGGGGGGUCCGGGGGGACGCACGUCACCGGCGGGUGCUGCCUCCUCCCCCUCACCCCCUACGGAAUCCGGCCGGCGAGCGGUCCACCCCCCGUCCCCGCCCGCCCCCUAACCGUGUUGACAAGGGGGGGGGGGCAGGGGGGGGCGGCGGUGUAGACAGAACGGGAGCAGCCCAAUCCUGAGGCUUGUCUCUCCGCGGGAAAAUGCGCCCCUCGCGUUGGGUUUUCGAGUAACGCGAAGCACUUAAAAUUAUUAUUUUUUAAACCCCUGAAAGAAACGUAAAAAAAAAACACUCGUGCGCACCGCACUUUAUGAAAUUUUACGCACAUCGUACGCCCCUUCCCCCCCCCCCCGCCAAAUCGUGGCUUCCGGGAAGGUGAGUCCGUGGGUCGAAUGCGUCUCACCUUUGCGGAGCCCGGUCAGUGAGCGCCGGUGCGCCGCGCUGUAAUUGCGUUCCCGAUGGGAAGUGGCACGCUAAAUAAACACGUUAAUGAGCAUCCACCCCCCCCCCCCCCUCAAAGGACCCAGCGGCCCGAUGCAUUUUCGCGUCUCCCGGCCCCGAGAGUGUCGUUUUGCCGGCGCCGAGCGCAAGCGCGUGACGCCGCGCGAUUGAUUUUUGGCCCAAGGCCGCCGGGAACCCCCCCCCCAACGCAUUCCGAUGGCUGCAGCGAUGCUGCUGGGUAGACCAGGUGACCGGGUAGUUGCCGCACGGACGGGGUCACUGCUGUGUGUGUGUCACCCAACUCGACUCAUCCCCCACCCCUGCCAACCCCAUCUCUCCCCUCCCAUCACUGACCUCUUCCCUUACCACCGCCCCUCUUUAAUCCCAUCUACUACUGCCCCUCCUUACCCUCAUUCAAUCCGACGCCCUACCCCUCCCAGACGGGCCAGGUGACAGUGAUGUCCCUUGUAACCUUGUGCUCGUUGUGAACCGCUUGACUUAGCUCUUACCUGUUUACUGUUUGCUCUAUGUAGCACAUGAUUUCGAAGUGAUAGGCUUAUACAUAUAUAUUUAGAUAUGUGAUGACAACAAAUAUUAAAACCACAGGUGAAAUUGCUGACCAUCUGUUGAAAACAAUAAUUUCUAACUUUGUGAGUUUUUGGAUCAGAUCUGGACCUGGAGCUUGUGAUAAGAGAUUUAGGCACAGGAAUCUUUAGUUCGUAUUUUUACAAACUUACUUUUGACUGUGCCAACUAAACAACGAAGAUCAGACGACACUGCUGAGCUUUUCAUCGAGUUUUAUUUAAUUGAACUGAUCAGGAGGCGUUUGAGUGUAUGCAGGCAAUCCGAUCGAUGUCUGAUUAACUGCUUUACUGUUUAAAGAAAAUAAUAAAAUGAAAAAAUGUCGACAGAA